AUGAUCCGGAUGUUGAAGGACAAGCUGGACAAGACACAAGUCUUCAGCCAUAUUAUGGUGUUAAAAGACGGUGAUGACGGCGGUGUAGAAGCAGCACAGCGACACCAAGAAGUUCAACCAGCCCCACCAGCUUGCCGACUUUGCCGUGAAGAAGCGAGGAUUAUGACGCGAAAGGGACAGCGGAAGGGCCAUCGGCAGAGGCCCAGGCAGAAGCUGCUGCUCCCCAGGGUUGAGCAGCAGCAGGCGCAACAACCCCAGCAAGUCCAACGCGAUGCUCCUCCUGUGGCCGUAGCUGCCGCGCCGGUUCCCUCGCAGCUGAAGCUCAAGCUCGACGGCGGCUUCAACACGUUCCAGGCCAGCUACCCAGAGCUGUGCGAGAGCUCGGCGCUGCCGGUUGCAGGCCAAAUGGCCACGACCCCAUUCGGAAGUGGCCUAUCCUCACGAGCCUCUCUCUCGCAGCCCUGUCUCCCCCAGGGCCAAGAUGGGCCCACGCAAAUUUUGCCGUUCCUCUACCUCGGCUCCCAGCACGACGCGCUCAGCCACGACACGCUCAAGAAGCACAACAUCACCUACGUGCUGAACCUGUCGCUGAACUGCCCGAAGGCGGACAUCCUCAAGGAUGAUGAGCACUUUUUGCGGAUACCCGUCAACGACAACUAUCAGGAGAAACUGCUGCCAUAUUUCUAUGAUGCUUUUGUGUAUCUUGAUAAAGUACGUGAACGCGGCGAGGUCGUGCUCAUCCACUGCCUAGCCGGGAUCUCGAGGAGUCCGACUCUCGCUAUUUCUUAUAUUAUGCGCCAUUUGAAGAUGGGAUCCGAUGAGGCGUACAGAUUCGUCAAAGCCCGCCGGCGCACCAUCUCCCCCAACUUCAACUUCAUGGGGCAACUCCUCGAGUACGAGCGGAUACUCGUAGAUGAGGGAAUCCUCAAAGAAAAAGACGCCCGAUCUCCCUCCACCUCAUCCGGAACCUCUUCCGGCCCCUCCCUCUCCCCUUCUCCCUUCAACGAUAAGCAGGACUUUUGCCCGGCAAAGGUCCCAAAAAGUUGCUCCUCCAUCGCGUUGUUCCACUCCUUGCCCUCCUCGCUGUCGGGCUGCCCCUCUACCGAGGAGACCCUGCCCCCGAAUGAGCACGGAAAAAGGAGCAUCGCCUCGAUUCCGGCGUUGGAGCGGCCGUGUGCGCUGGAAGGAGCAUCAGUUGCUGCGGCUCCGGCGAGGCCGAUGGCGCUCGGUUUGAAGAGUCGAAGGCCGGUGGUGAUCCCGCAGGUGCUGGGGGAGGAGCUGCCGUCUCCAUCCUCAGAACUGUCGAAGCUGUCGUUCGCCUCGGCCGCGAAUCCCUGCUUUGUGCCGUCGCAGCCGAUGGCGCCGGCAAGGCCACAGUUGGCUCAACUUGAAGGCGGUCACCUCGAGAACCCAAUGUUCUCCGCGGCCGGCUGCAGCUCAAUGGUCCCCUCAAUCCCUGGCCCUCCGGUCCCGCAACGACAAUUCGUGGCCCCUCUGGCCCAGGCGGCCCCAAACGAUCUGCCGGCCCCUCAGCCAGAGCCAGAAGUCCCGGCUGAGAAGCCGGAAAAGGAGCCGAAGGAGUUCAAGCUGUUCCCCAUGUUCAGCCGGAAAAACCUGCGGUUGCCCACGUUCAACAUGUUUCAGCACUUUAAAAAGCAAAGCGAUACCGAGGAUAUCCCACGGUCACGGACGGCUGAUGCCGGACUUGCCUUCUACGCGCAACGCCCAGACAACCUAUCCGACGCCGGAGUGAUCCGGGAAGGGGAAUGCCCGAAACAACGGCGGAAAGGCGGCAAGAAGUGCGGCAAUGGCGUCCCUACCGAUUCGCCUGAAUCCGGCUUCCAAGAUGGAUAUAAAACGACGCCGGAGCAAGACCCGGAUCGCACGUCGAUCGGCUCGGCGUCAAGCCUCGAGAUUGCCGUCCAA
Molecule: messenger RNA, 1926 nt
Organism: Mesorhabditis spiculigera
Lineage: Eukaryota; Metazoa; Nematoda; Chromadorea; Rhabditida; Rhabditidae
Source: the annotation of a GenBank genome assembly